Messenger RNA from Pelmatolapia mariae (spotted tilapia), 687 nucleotides. It is a transcript of the gene tnni1b, whose product is annotated as troponin I type 1b (skeletal, slow). Gene Ontology annotation, cellular component: troponin complex. Bases 43 to 555 code for a protein of 170 amino acids. The transcript has 5 exons. Gene Ontology annotation, biological process: cardiac muscle contraction; skeletal muscle contraction. Lineage: Eukaryota; Metazoa; Chordata; Actinopteri; Cichliformes; Cichlidae. The record is from RefSeq and is a predicted model, not a curated record.
UUUUUGCAGAGGAAAUCUAAAAUCUCAGCCUCUCGCAAGCUCAUGCUGAAGAGCUUGAUGGUAGCCAAGGCCAAGGAGGAACUGGAGCAGGAGAUUGUAGAAAAAGACGAGCAAAAGGCAAAGUACCUGGAGGAAAAAGCUCCUCCAAUACAGACCGGUGGCCUCUCCUUAGCAGAACUACGGACAUUAUGUGAGGAGCUGCAUGCCAGAAUAGAUGUGGUGGACGAGGAGCGAUAUGAUAUUGAAGCCAAGGUCUUGCAUAACACCAGAGAGAUCAAAGACCUGAACAUCAAGGUAUUGGACUUGCGAGGGAAGUUCAAGAGACCUAACCUGAGAAGGGUGAGGGUCUCUGCUGAUGCCAUCCUGCGCUCCCUACUGGGCUCUAAACACAAGGUCUCUUUGGAUCUGCGAGCUAACCUAAAAUCCGUCAAAAAGGAGGACACUGAAAAGGAGAAGACAGUGGAGGUGAGUGACUGGAGGAAGAAUGUGGAGGCCAUGUCAGGCAUGGAGGGCCGCAAGAAAAUGUUUGAUGCUGCAAAAGGCCAAAAUCAGUAAAACAGCUGGCGAACAAACAGUUGGUUUUCAUCUAAUCACCAUCACUAGCAUACCAACGAUUUUUGAGCACAAAGCAUAAGGGAUGCUUGGUGACUUCACAUAUUCAAGUCGUUUAAAUACUCAGUAUCUUUC